Molecule: messenger RNA, 252 nt
Organism: Botrytis fragariae
Lineage: Eukaryota; Fungi; Ascomycota; Leotiomycetes; Helotiales; Sclerotiniaceae
Exons: 3
Coding region: 1-252 (83 amino acids)
Source: RefSeq, a predicted model, not a curated record
AUGAGUUUCGAAAUCCUUCGAUUUCCCAGCAGGCCCAAACGCUCGACCACCGCCAAGAACAUCAAAAAUAGCCCCUUCGUCCCAACUCCGGAGUGUCAUCUCAAUGACAAGUGCUCUUCGGAUGAGUUUGAAGAUAUCAGAUUUGAUCAAUUGAUCCUGGCAAGAUAUGUUACUUCAGAUGUACUGGGCGUCUCAUUCCCCGCUAUUCUGUACAUAGACGCCUUUGUUGUAGGGAUUGAUGUCAUAUCCUAG